Molecule: messenger RNA, 765 nt
Organism: Aspergillus fijiensis CBS 313.89
Lineage: Eukaryota; Fungi; Ascomycota; Eurotiomycetes; Eurotiales; Aspergillaceae
Exons: 3
Coding region: 1-765 (254 amino acids)
Source: RefSeq, a predicted model, not a curated record
AUGCCCUCCAAAAGCAACAACAACAACUACACCGACCCCGAACUCCGCCAGGAGGUCAAAGAGGAAGUGCAGCAAGGCGACAAGGGCGGGAAACCCGGCCAAUGGUCUGCGCGGAAGGCCCAACUCACGGCCCAAGAAUACAAAUCCCGGGGCGGGGACUACACGACCAGCAAGGACGAGCAGUCGCAAUCCCAGCGGAACCUGUCGCAGUGGGGCGCGGAGGACUGGGUGACCAAGGAAGGGUCGGGGACGGCCAAGACCGACGAGAGCGCGGCGGACGGCGGGCCGCGCAAGCGGUAUCUGCCCCGCGAGGCGUGGGAGGAGAUGAGCGAGGGGGAGAAGGAGGCGACGGAGAGGAAGAAAGUGGAGGAGGGGGGGAAGGAGAAGAAGCAGUUUGUGGGAAAUACGGAGGGGGCGAAGAGGAAGAGGGGGGAGGUUUCGAGGCGGACUGGAGAUAAGGAUAAGGAUAAGGAUGAGGAUGAGGAUGAGGAUGAGGAUGAGGAGGGGGAGGGGGAUGGGGAGGGUGAGGGUGAGGAGAAGGAGGAGGGCGAGGAGAAAGGAAAGGGUAAGGGGGAUGAGGAGCAGAAGGACGGGGAGAAUAAAGACGAGGAGUUAGAUGAGGAUGAUGAGGAGUACCAAGAAGAAGAAGGGGAAGGAGAAGACGAAGACGAGGAAGAAGAAGAAGGAGUGGAGCAGCAGGUGGGCGAUGAUGAGGAAGCGGAAGGCGAUGAUGCCCCCGACAAAAAGAAGCAAAAGACGAAGUAA